CAUAAAUCGAUGUGACAGUGAGUUAAAUUCAACAUGCCGUUGUCUUAAUACUCUAUUAUCGAUCGUGUUAUCAGCAUAAUUAUUCAAACGCGAAUGCGUCGAACCGAGAAGCAUCAUCUCAGGAUCAUUUAUAGUACACGUGUACGAUUACAUCGUUGAUGAACCUCAGAGUACAAACAUACAGCGUGUAUAUAUGUGAUAUACACAGUGACAUAGAGAUAAUUUUAUAUUCCAGUAAGUGUCUAGUGAUAUUCAAUUCUUCAACAGGAUGUCAGCUGGAAACUGCGCAUUGCGAAAAAACAACACCGGAAUUUUAUUCGCGUGCAUUGUUGGUUUGGCAUUAUCGUAUUAUGCAUACGUCGUGGAAACUAAAAAGGAACAGGAUGAUUCAUACAAAGCCAUGUGUGACAUUUCGGAGCAUAUCAGCUGUACUAAAGUGUUUAUGACCGAAUAUGGCAAAGGAUUUAGACUAAUGCCAAAAAAUUCCAUAUUUAACAUCCCGAAUCCUAUAUAUGGUUUAAUAUUUUAUACUCAGAUUGCAGUUUUAAGUACAAUUAAUAACUAUUCCUGUUCUGCUGCUGUUGUCGCUUUUGGAAUACUUUCUAAUAUUUUAUCUAUAUACUUGGCAUAUAUAUUAUAUGUACUUAACACUAUUUGUGUAGUAUGUAUUUGCACAUACAUCGUAAACGCAACGAUUACAUUUUUUGCUAUUAAAGAAUUUCGAAAAUUAUCUACUGGUGUCGCCCACAAAAAGAAGAUGAAAUAAGUUUAGAAAAUUUAUAUAAAUUUAAAUGCAACUUUUUAUAAUUGA
Messenger RNA from Camponotus floridanus (Florida carpenter ant), 811 nucleotides. RefSeq names its product vitamin K epoxide reductase complex subunit 1 (gene Vkor). Lineage: Eukaryota; Metazoa; Arthropoda; Insecta; Hymenoptera; Formicidae. Gene Ontology annotation, biological process: vitamin K metabolic process; peptidyl-glutamic acid carboxylation. Gene Ontology annotation, molecular function: vitamin-K-epoxide reductase (warfarin-sensitive) activity. Bases 269 to 766 code for a protein of 165 amino acids. The transcript has 3 exons. The record is from RefSeq and is a predicted model, not a curated record.